CUUGUAGACUUACAACCUUAGUUGUGCUACACCCGCCAUGACUUCUGCUCUGUUAAGCAGCAUACACCACCACCUCCCUAACGAACUCACACUCCUGGUCAUUGAUCACCUCUCUGGUGACAACCAAGCGUUGUGUAACCUUGCGCGAACAUGUCGCGGCCUUCAACAUCUUGCUGAAGAGCAGCUCUACAAGACGAUUGAACUCCUCUCGGUCAACAACCUGCACAAAAUCAUUCAAGCGUUUAAGUGCCGCAAUGAACGUGUCCGAGCUGUUCAAACUCUCAAGAUCCUGUACAGGCAUGUACCCGAACAUCUGGAGGAUAGCCUAGGGGCAAGGAUAGUCUUCAAUGACUGUGUAGCGCAAAUGGUUCAUUUGAGGGAAUGGCAUAUCGAAUCACCCUAUGAUAACUUCAACUGGGGAACGGGCGGACAUGAGUGGGUCGAGCAGGACAUGAAAAGCUUCAGAGUCGUGCUCGAGAAGUCGUGUGUGGAAGGUCCUGUAGAGGAAGCUCGACUCAUGCAGGAGCGGCGGCUGGGCAACAAUGUCCAUCGAACGGUUGCAUUGGGGCUUCUGCAAUCGCUCACUAUCCACUCACAUGGUGCACACGCAGAUUUCUGGACGCUUGACGGCUUUCACUGUCUUUUCCGCCACCCCAGUCUUCGCUUUCUUCACGUCUCCUGCGUGACAUUCCCUGAGGACUUGCCUGAACUGGAGACGCACGUCAAGAAGACGCCUCUUACGACACUCGAAUUCAACGAGUGUGAGCUGAAACCGAAAAGUCUUUUGCGCAUAUUGCGCACCCCAGAACACCUCAAGCAUUUAACACUCGGAGAGAACGUAUUUAAUAUCAACACAACGACGCGGCUCGCACCUCAACUCACAAGGCAUGCCAACGCCUCUCUGGAAGCUCUCUCAGCAGUCGCCCACUCGCUGGAGACUCUCAAGCAUUAUGACCCCAGUUGGCGGAUCGAUCCCGAUCACCGUACGUGUCGCAUACGUCCCACCGGUGACGGGAUGCGUAAUUUCCAUGCCUUCAAAUCUUUGGAGUGCGACACAGGCUCGUUUCUCCAUCAAGCGAUCAUUAUGAACUACGAACUCGCUCCACCAAACUUAGACACUCUCCGAGUUCGUCGACACUGGAGUGUUUUCCCCGACUUGUUCGAUCAACUUCCUCAGGUCGAAACAUAUCUCGCGCUACCAUCCCUCAAGACGUUGGAGUUCCUCCAGUCUUCUUUUCUGCAAAGUCCCACCCUGAGCCUUGUUCGUCUCUGCGACCCUGACAGUCUGCGAAGUCGCCACGCGUACGGUUACAAGUUGUACAAGAAAGGCAUCAAUCUAAAAGUAUCAAUAGAGAUGCACAAAACACAAUCUCUGAUACCACCCUACCUGCAUGGCGAACAGGUGCCGAUAAAUCAAUGUUUGUAUGAUGCUGAUUUGGUUGGCUUCCAUCGACAUAUCAAGAACGAUACCGAACCCGUUGUUAACACCAGAUUCCGUCCUCUCCGGGAGUUGUUGGCCGAUAACGAUAUCGAAGAACACUUCCCUCAUGCGCAUAUUGCGCCUCCAGAGAUCACAGAAACACAAGUAGACGACAUGGACACAAGAGGGAAUCCACCCGAGACCGAUCAACUAGGCGACGGUGAUAUACAACGUCUAAACGGUGAAACAUAUCGCGCCAUGGGCCAGUUGAGGCGCAUGUUCCUUAUAGCGGGAACGAUGACGUUUAGCGUGAGUCUCUCUGAUACAGACGAGACCUCGAGUAGCGAUGAUUCUGAUGAACUUGAUGAUUUGAUAUUCGUGGCAACAAACGACGAUGCAGAAUGGGAAACGGAAAGCGAGGGCGAGGAUGAGGGCGAGGAUGAGGGCGAGGGAGAGGAUAUUGACAUUGAGGAUUCGGAUGGCGACUCGGCGAAUUCUGACGGCGACUUGCAGGUCGACAACGAUUUGGACUGA
Messenger RNA from Dothidotthia symphoricarpi CBS 119687, 1954 nucleotides. RefSeq lists its product as uncharacterized. The record is from RefSeq and is a predicted model, not a curated record. The transcript is spliced from 3 exons. Gene Ontology annotation, molecular function: protein binding. Bases 38 to 1954 code for a protein of 638 amino acids. NCBI's taxonomy places the organism in Eukaryota, Fungi, Ascomycota, Dothideomycetes, Pleosporales, Dothidotthiaceae.